GUAGAUUUGUAUGACGCUCCAAUGCGGGUUUUGGACCUCAAUUCAACCAUACAACAUAACCCGCCACAAUGCCUCCUAGACUGACGCUCUUCACGGCCCGGUCGUUGGCUUUUCGGUCGAGGCCCUCAAGACCUCAGAAACGAUUUUCUCCCUCUCCCUCGGCCAUCCAGCAGCGGCUAGCGAGUGACGAUGCCUCGACGAAGAAACCAGCAGUCACCCCAGUCGCCCCUGGGACGGAGGUGGGCAAUGAGGACCAGCUCCCGCACGUAACAGAAGAACAAGCCGCGAUGGACAAGUCUAUGGGAAACACACCGCCCGACAUCGAGCAGGGCACGCCGGUGCAAGAGAUCCUCCAGCGAGACAAAGAGGCCCAAGAGAAAGCGCCCAAAGUCCUCAAGGAAGACAUCAAGAGGUCUUCUGCACCAUCCGGCACACGAUCGUUCUCCACAAGCGCACGACGACCUGUAGAAACACAAGCACAAGGACAAGAGCUGGCCCAGUUCAGAGGAACAGAGAUAAUCGGCCUCGAGUACCCGGACGCUGGAUUCGGACAUAAAUUCGCCCUCCCAGAUAUACGAUCGAUGACGAAGCUGGACAACUUCAAGAAACGCUAUGAUCCGGUCGUGGAUCAAGUCACCAAGAGCAUUAUGAGAGAUGGGAAGCUGAGCAAGGCACAAUCUAAUAUGGCCGCUAUCCUCGACACUCUACGUACCGCGCCCGUCCCAUCCACAUCCGCCACCGACCGCGCGCUGCUCGUGGACGUACCUCGUGAAGCCCUGCCUCUCGAACCGGUCAAGUAUCUGACCGCUGUGAUCGACAGUGUCGCCCCGCUCGUCAAGAUCCGCCAGCAAAAAGGUCUCCUGGGAGGCGGUGCAUCCAUGCCCAUCCCCGUGCCGCUCAGUCUGCGCCAGCGUCGACGCGCGGCGAUCCAAUGGAUCCUGACUGCCGCGGAGAGCCGAAGAGAGUUGGCGCUGUCCGAGCGCGUGGCCAAGGAGAUCAUCAAUGUGGCCGAGGGGAGGAGUGGCGCCUGGGAACGAAGACAACGUGUGCAUAAAUUGGCGAUCAGUGCCAGGGCAAACAUUAAGGCCGGAAUGAGUGGAAGAAGAAUUAAGAGAAAGAAAUGAUCAGUGGGCCUCAGUUGAGGACUUGGGGAAGAGAUUCGAUCAGUGAAAUGGGAAUGUCACGUCGUGAAGAGUCUGAGAUAGCUCUUACACAGAGACAGCGAACGGAAAUGCCCCAGAUGAGAGGGUCGGCAGCAGUCUGCCUCCAGCCCGUCAAAAAAACGAUGAUCUUCCGCCGUGAAGACUACUGUGUAGUAUUGUAUAUAAAGGAGAAUCAAAAGGACGUAUAACCAAAUCCAAAUAUCCAUCCGUCUUGAACUCAGCAG
Exophiala xenobiotica is the source of this 1387-nucleotide messenger RNA. RefSeq lists its product as uncharacterized. The transcript has 3 exons. Gene Ontology annotation, cellular component: ribosome. Lineage: Eukaryota; Fungi; Ascomycota; Eurotiomycetes; Chaetothyriales; Herpotrichiellaceae. Gene Ontology annotation, molecular function: mRNA binding; rRNA binding; structural constituent of ribosome. The record is from RefSeq and is a predicted model, not a curated record. Gene Ontology annotation, biological process: ribosomal small subunit assembly; translation. The coding region runs from base 69 to 1124 and encodes 351 amino acids.